AUGUCCAGUCGCCUUCUUGUGUCAGCCGUGCUGGCUUGCGCGGCCUUCACUGCCACGCGGUUCGUCGCCUUCGUGACUGCCCCGGCCACCCCCAGCCCUCCGCUCCGUCGCCACAGUGCCGUGGCGCUGGCAGCCCGAGGCGGCGGCGAGUUCGACAUCAGUGAUGCGGACAUCCAGACUUUCUACCAGUCACUGUUGACGGGAAAUGGCGGUGACCCGCCUAAGGGCACCGUGCUCUCCGAGCUGGUUGUGAAGUUCUUCCACGGCGAGUUUACGCCUCAGGGCUUCAAGCGCUACUCCGGCCUGUGGAAGGGCCCACCCCCGGGCAACAUUGGCAAGAAGGACAUUGCCGUGGGAGUGCAGGGCUUGAUCGCACAGAUGAAGAACCCCAUGUUCGUGACCAAGGGAGGCGUCGGCUACGGCGUCGACGAGACCCAGAAGGUCGAGGACGAUGGCAAGGGCUGGGUCUGGCUUGCUGCGGAAAUGAGCCCCGGAGGUCUGGCUCUGGAGCUUUUCAAGUCCGUCCCGUACGGCAAGCGCGCCCUUCUCGUGGCGCAGCAGAGCAACGUGGACGAGCUCUUCAGCAAGGUGAACUGGGACGUCGCCCUUGGAAACAUCGAGAAGACCUUCGGAGGGCCGCAGAUCAAGCAGCGCUGUGCACAUUUCUUGAGGGAUAGGCAAGCAGCCAGGGAAAAGGACCAGGGUGUUAGCAUCCCUGGUGACACGGCAGACGACUUGCAGCUUGCAGCAUACGGGCUCCAUCAGUGCAGCAGUGGUCUCAGAGCCAUGUCCAGUCGCCUUCUUGUGCAGCUUGCCAGCAAAUCAAGGUCAGCCGUGCUGGCUUGCGCGGCCUUCACUGCCACGCGGUUCGUCGCCUUCGUGACUGCCCCGGCCACCCCCAGCCCUCCGCUCCGUCGCCACAGUGCCGUGGCGCUGGCAGCCCGAGGCGGCGGCGAGUUCGACAUCAGCAGCUUGGUCGGGAGUGAUGCGGACAUCCAGACUUUCUACCAGUCACUGUUGACGGGAAAUGGCGGUGACCCGCCUAAGGGCACCGUGCUCUCCGAGCUGGUUGUGAAGUUCUUCCACGGCGAGUUUACGCCUCAGGGCUUCAAGCGCUACUCCGGCCUGUGGAAGGGCCCACCCCCGGGCAACAUUGGCAAGAAGGACAUUGCCGUGGGAGUGCAGGGCUUGAUCGCACAGAUGAAGAACCCCAUGUUCGUGACCAAGGGAGGCGUCGGCUACGGCGUCGACGAGACCCAGAAGGUCGAGGACGAUGGCAAGGGCUGGGUCUGGCUUGCUGCGGAAAUGAGCCCCGGAGGUCUGGCUCUGGAGCUUUUCAAGUCCGUCCCGUACGGCAAGCGCGCCCUUCUCGUGGCGCAGCAGAGCAACGUGGACGAGCUCUUCAGCAAGGUGAACUGGGACGUCGCCCUUGGAAACAUCGAGAAGACCUUCGGCGGGCCGCAGAUCAAGCAGCGCUGA
Messenger RNA from Symbiodinium natans, 1479 nucleotides. Lineage: Eukaryota; Dinophyceae; Suessiales; Symbiodiniaceae. The record is from the annotation of a GenBank genome assembly.